This is a messenger RNA of Aureobasidium musti, 720 nucleotides long. NCBI's taxonomy places the organism in Eukaryota, Fungi, Ascomycota, Dothideomycetes, Dothideales, Saccotheciaceae. The record is from the annotation of a GenBank genome assembly.
AUGGCAGAACAACUUGGUGUUUUUGAGCCUGAUACAUUGGAUCCGAGCUACCUCGACCUCUGCAAGAGAUCUACCUGUGGCGAGUACGUCAGUGAGAUAUUCUACAACCAUCAAGCAUCUUCGGAUAUCGUCCUCAGCUUCCAUCCAGAUCUCCAGAUCCAUGCUCACAAGGCAGUAAUCGAGAGAGCUUCGAGUGUGUUUCGUGCUGCUUUUAGUGGCAACCGGUCGAAUCCGACCACCAAUCAAUAUACCAUCAAAGGUUUCGAUGCCGAUGUCGUGGUUACCAUGAUCAAACACAUCUAUGGCUUCGAGCUGUGUGGGGUCGAAGGCCAUACUGCGGAUGAGAAAACCAAGUUUCUCCUGGACGUCUACAUGAUCGGCGAGGAGUAUCGGAUCACAUCUUUGCAGAUGAAAGUUAUCGGAAAGAUCAAAGCACUACUAAAGGAACUGUAUGACUUGAAGGACGACGACGAACCGCUUAGACGAUCGAUCGAAGCAAUCAUCACACUCCACGAGACCUAUAAGCUGCGAGACUGGCGACCAAAGCGCGACUGGGAGAGCCGCACACUACUCGAAACUACCGCACGCUUCUGCACAAAGUGGCAGCCUCGUUGCGUAGAGGACAUAUGCACUCCGCCAGAAGACAACACCAAGAAGCCUCUGAGACGGUACAGAAAGUUUAUGGCAGAGCUGAAGAAGGCAUAUGAAGGCUUUUCGUAA